AUCAUCUUCCUCCUUCUUCAUCUUCACCAUCAAAGUCUCUCUCUUCUUCUCACACAUAACAUAAGAGGACAAAAAAAAAUGUGUGCCUUAACACCAAUGUUUCCAAGUAAGCAACAAGAAUGGUACUCUGCUUCAACAAUGGAGUAUCCAUGGCUGCAGUCUCAAGCUGAUUCCUUUUCUCCUACUCUCCAAUAUCUUCCUUCUUUCCUUUAUCCUUUAGAUGAUUCCAAGAGCCAUAACAUCAAUCAUCAUAUGAGUCUCAGCAAUGAUACUAACAGUAACAGUAAUAUUAAUGGUCAAGAAGAAGUUAGAGGAACGGUUUUGGAGAAGAAACUGAAUCACAACGCAAGCGAACGAGACCGCCGUAGAAAGCUUAACGCCUUGUACUCUUCACUUCGUGCUCUCUUGCCUCUUUCUGACCAAAAGAGGAAGCUGAGCAUUCCGAUGACGGUAGCGAGAGUGGUGAAGUACAUACCAGAGCAGAAGCAAGAACUUCAACGUUUGUCUUGGAGAAAAGAAGAGCUCUUGAAGAGAAUCUCGAGAAAAACUCACCAAGAACAGCUGAGAAACAAAGCAAUGAUGGACUCCAUAGAUUCCUCUUCCUCCCAACGGAUCGCAGCAAACUGGCUCACUGACACUGAGAUUGCUGUCCAGAUUGCUACAUCGAAAUGGACAUCUAUCUCUGACAUAUUGCUUAGGUUAGAAGAAAACGGGCUUAAUGUCAUAAGCCUCUCUUCUUCGGUUUCUUCAACCGCAAGGAUCUUCUACACUCUACAUCUUCAGAUGAGAGGAGAUUGCAAAGUGAGACUGGAGGAACUCAUCAAUGGUACGCUCUUGGGAUUAGGCAAUCAUAAUGAGAGAUAUGAAGAGUUUUAAAGAGUGAAUCUUGUUAGUUUAUGUUAGACUUUUUUCAUAUUUUAGAAUUGUAAUCUUCUGUAACAUUUGUUUUUCUGACUAAUGAUUAUUCAACUGGAAAACUUAUUCAAUAAAGAGAAUUUGCAAAU
Molecule: messenger RNA, 1004 nt
Organism: Arabidopsis arenosa
Lineage: Eukaryota; Viridiplantae; Streptophyta; Magnoliopsida; Brassicales; Brassicaceae
Source: the annotation of a GenBank genome assembly